UGCCUACUCAGCCUCCCCCAAGUUCCUGCCCCGCCGGGGCGCGUCACUUCCGCCGCCUACAGGCCGGGCUGGAGCGCGCAGCGCGGGGGAGGGGGCAGGUCCGAGGAAAGCCCGCCCGCGCUCGAUCAGGGACUACAUUUCCCGAGGGGCCUCGGUGGCGACGGCGGCGGCGGCGCGGUAACGUCCCCCGGAAGUGGAGCCCGGGACUUCCACUCGUGCGUGAGGAGAGCGAAGCCUGAGACUAGACGAGAGGCCGAACUCGGGAUCUGACAAGAUGGCCGGGCUGCCCCGCAGGAUUAUCAAGGAAACCCAGCGUUUGCUGGCAGAACCAGUUCCCGGCAUUAAAGCAGAACCAGAUGAGAGCAACGCCCGUUAUUUCCAUGUGGUCAUUGCUGGUCCUCAGGAUUCCCCCUUUGAGGGAGGGACUUUCAAACUUGAACUAUUCCUUCCGGAAGAAUACCCGAUGGCAGCCCCUAAAGUACGUUUCAUGACCAAAAUUUAUCAUCCUAAUGUAGACAAGUUGGGAAGAAUAUGUUUAGAUAUUUUGAAAGAUAAAUGGUCCCCAGCACUGCAGAUCCGCACAGUUCUCCUAUCGAUCCAGGCUUUGUUAAGUGCUCCCAAUCCAGAUGAUCCAUUAGCAAAUGAUGUAGCGGAGCAGUGGAAGACCAAUGAAGCCCAAGCCAUAGAAACAGCUAGAGCAUGGACUAGGCUAUAUGCCAUGAAUAAUAUUUAAAUUGAUCUGAUCGUCAAGUGUGCAUCACUUCUCCUGUUCUGCCAAGACUCUUCCUUUUUUGUUUGCAUUUAAUGGACACAGUCUUAGAAACAUUACAGAAUAAAAGCCCAGACAUCUUCAGUCCUUUGGUGAUUAAAUGCACAUUAGCAAAUCUAUGUCUUGUCCUGAUUCACUGUUGUAAAGCAUGAGCAGAGGCUAGAAGUAUCAUCUGGAUUGUUGUGAAAAGUUUAAAAGCAGUGGCCCCUCUCUGCUUUUAUUCAUUUCCUGCAUCAUGGUUUAAGUACAAAGCACUGUGAAUGAAGGUAGUUGUCAGGGUUAGCUGCAGGGGUGUGGGUGUUUUUCUUUAUUUUUUGUUGGGGGUGGGUAGUUCUAAUUGUGAUGGGCUCCUGUCCCCCCUUUAUGGUGAUCUAAUUGCAUUGGUUAAAAGCAGCUAACCAGUUCUUUAGAAUAUGCUCUCUAGCCAAGUCUAACUUUAUUUAGACGCUGUAGAUGGACAAGCUUGAUUGUUUGAACCAAAAUGGGAACAUUAAACAUCACAGCCCUCACUAAUAACAUUGUGACUUUGCUGUCAAGUGUAGAAUCCUCCCUUCAAGAAAAAGCUUGUGACCAUUUUGUAUGGCUUGUCUGGAAACUUCUGUAAAUCUUAUGUUUUAGUAAAAUAUUUUUUGUUACUCUACUUUGCUUUUGUAUAGUUUAUUUUACUGUGUUGAUUCAUUUUACCAAUGUGACAAUCGUAUUUAAAGAUAAAACUGAUGGAACAUUCUGUUUUGGUCUUCACCAUCUGACAAAUUGAAUGGCAAGAGGUGGAUUCUGCCAGUUUCUUUUCACUGAUGCAAAUUUGUGUUAAGAUAUCACUGGAUGGAGUAUUUGUAAGCUGGCCCUGAGCAUGCAUCAGUAUCUGACAUAUUUUUACCUCCUAGAAAUUUGAAAUAAAUGUUUGUGUUGUCUGAUUAGUUAGAUGAUGAUUGGUGUCUUGACACAAUGUCUGAAAAUUACUGUACAGGAGGAGAGUCACAGCAAAGCAGCAAUUGUGACUUGACUUUGUGUAGGACUUUCACAUGUGCCACAUUUGUAUCUGGCAUUUGGGUUAUGACCUUUUUCUUGGUUCUUGUCUGAAAACUUCAUGUAUGACCAUUAGUAUGUGCUAUUAGGAAACACUUGGGGUUUGCUGAGGCAUGUAUGAGUCUUCCUUAUGGACCUGAUGAGCAUAUCUCAAGCAACCAGCUUGUGUGUCAUCAGAAAGAUUUCUUCCUUUGAGAGCAUCAGACCCUCAGUUAAUGGUUCUUACUUUCAUCCCUCUAGUAUUUUCUGUGGAACCUCCUUUUAUUAUUUCAUUUGAUAUUCAGCAGUUUUUUCUGCAUUGACAGAGUUCCUUCCCUCCACCCAACUGUUCUUUGCUACCUUUCUCCAUAUAUAAUUCUUGAUUCUUGUUAUUUUAAAGUCAUCAGUGUAGCCAUCAUAAGUAUGUAAAUGUUAACCUGCAGGUUGGAACCUUUGUCUCUUGCAGGUUUUUUUUUUUUCUUGCAGUUUUUAAGGGAAUGGAUAUUGUAGCCCAUCUGAAUUUUCCCCAUUCUUAUUCUCGUAACUUCUGGAGUUUCUUCAGAAUGUGGUGUUUUUUAUUGUGCUCCUAUGUAAGAUGAAGAGUUAUCUAUUAAAAUUACAUUUUCAAUAUAAAAAAGUUUUGAUGACUGGUAACUGGUAUCCUUCCCAAUAAAUUCAUUGCUUGGAAACAAAUGUUAGUUUAAUUCAGAAUGAAAUUGUUCAUAACCCUAAAUAUUGUAAACUAAAACCUGUUAACAGCAGUUGCCAUUUAUUACACUUACUGGGCUGUUUUAGAGAGUAUCUUGGAGCUAAGGAAACAAUCUCAUUCUGGGGCCAAAAUGAAUGAACACUCAAGCAGUUAAGUAGAGAUCACCUUUAUUUAUUUAUUGCAGGUGGCACUGCUCAUGAUGAUAGCUAAGUAUUACAUAGUGAUUUAUGUUAUAAAAUUUCCAGAUUUAAGUCUUUUGCACUGCAAAAAUGUGUUUAAAAUACGACUCCAGUGCCUACUGAGUUCGAGUUAUAAAAGUACUGAAAUGGAAUAGUUGUUUUCAUUUCAAAUACAUGAAUUCCUAAUUUCAUGGCAUUAGGUUUUUUUCUUUUUAAAUUUUGGUAAGAGUCCUCAUUGUUUUGAUAGGACUUGCUUUCUCAACCAGUAGGUUGAAAUGAGCCAGUAUGUUGACUGAGCUUGCUUAGGAUUUAAGGGGCUAUGGGAGAGGCCAAGGUAGAGUUUGAAAACCGGCAGCUACAUCUGGCUUUUGGGCCAGUUUUCCUGGGCCCACACAGUGCAGUUGGUUAAAACAUUCUUAAUUCAAUGCCAACAUUUUAAAAGUUGGGCAAUUUUCAUGAAAAUCCAGGAUUCUGGUAACGUGAAUGAUCUGAAGUCUGACACCAGUGGCCAUGACCCAUCUUUGUACAUGGCAUCUGCUAGGAGGGUAGCAGCCACCCUAAGGAGAGCUGUUACUCUCUUCUUAUCCAGUGACUGCAGUUGGCUAGAGUCUCCUCCCACCCAUCCUGCUCCAUUAUUGUAGUCCUGUUGCCUUGUAAGCCUUUGACUUUCUAAGCUUAAGGACACAGUUUAUUUGAUAAAAAGUGUUUAAUAUGUUCCCAACACUGUACUACUUGUUGGGGGCAAUUAGGUAAAUGAGACUGGCCUGGGGUUUUCCCCUGUGGACCUUGCUAUCUAAUGGGGGAACAGGCAUGGACAAACACAACUCCUGUCACGGAGAAGGGAAGUAAGUACUUAGGAGAGGGGCUGCUCUUCUGGAUUUAAGCCAGAUGCACACCUCUAGGCAGGGGAAGAGAUGUGCAAAGCCCUGGGAGAGAGGGAAAGAAUCUGAAUAUAUUGAUGGAUACGUGGCUUGAAAAUCGGCUUUGCCCACUCAGAGCUGAGUUUUUCGGAAAUUCUGACCUGUUAGGAGCUUUAUGUUUUCUAUUUGUUUUUUUAUUUUACUAUAGUCCACUUGGCUGUGAUGUGCUUCCACAUUUGUUUAUCUUGGUCCUCUCAGAGACUGCCUAAUAAGAUCUUGGAUCUGGAAUAUGUAGAACUUAAGCCCUGAUCUAGAUAAAAAACAUACUUUAAUACAAAAUUUCAGAAGCAUUUGAGAUUAAAUGCAGAUCUAUACAUAAAAGGUAUAGGUGCUAUGUAUGGUCUAGCACUGUUAAAGAACAGUGCAGGGAAGGGAAUACAGUAUAGUACAAAACAAACUUUCUAGCUAAAUGGAACUAAAUGGUGUCAUGGGAAUGAUAGGAACUAGUUUUGUUUUUAUGUUUGAUGGUUCAAGAAUCUUUUUUGGCUAUUCUAGCCACAUCAGUUUUUUUGUUAGUUGCAGUAGAAUAGAGCCCUAUCUAGAAAAGCUAGCCAAAGAAGAUAAAAUGCCAUUAUAGGACAUCUAGUUCAUCAGUCUAUUUAAGAACAAUGUAAUAUUUCAUUGGAAUAAUGUAUUUUGGGGCUGGGGACAUUUCAUUUUAGCUAUUCAGCAUGCCGCUUAGUUUAAGGAAUUAUAUCAGGGGUUUAUUUUUUAAAUGAUUUAAUGAUCACAAAAGCAAAACAUGUUCAGUGUAAUAACUUGAAAUAAAAAGAAUAAAAAUCUGUAAUCUGCCACCCAAACUGGUGAUACUUUGUCUCCUUAACUAUUCCCCUUGCAUUAAUUUCCAUUUUUAUCAUUGAGGUUGGAAAUUGGAUGUGUUCCAAGAGUAGCUUUGCUACUACAUCUUUUUAUUACAGACAGGACAUUGGCUACAAAACUGGAAGUUGGCCAAGAAUUUUCCUUAUUAAGUAUAGAACUCAACAUGAAGAGUUUUAGUCCUCCAUCCUCCCCCCCGAUUUCAUCUUAGCCACUCCAGCCGAUCUCAUUGCACAUGUGCCUGUUACUGUGGGGUGUGCCAAAGGUAUGAAUGUAGACUUGCUACUGAGCUGAGUUUCUACUACUGACUUGAUGUAAUUGUUUCAGUUGCCAAUUGGGUGUGAAGAAGCAUAUCCAUAUUGACUGAAUAUUUAUAGACCUUGCUUUCUGCUUUUGUAACAGCAACAACUGAAAUUCCAUUGUUGUGUAAAAGUACAUUUUAGUGUUCAUUAGAACUUUAACAUUUCUCUGCUAAUCAUUGUGUCUAUAGGACAAAAAAUGUUUUAGAAGUUAGAGAAUAUUAUUGAUAGCCUCAUUUUCCUACUUUGUAAUUUUCUUUUUACAAACUCCCAAUCCAUUUUCACCUGCCACAUGACUCCUUUUGAGGUAGUUCCAUGAUCUAGAUUAGUCAAAUCCUAAUAAUUCUUAAGUUUCAUUAUAACCUAGCAAUUUACAAAGUAUUUUGGCUUAAGUUCAAAAGUAGACUACUCAAGACUUAUUCAGAAGUGUCAAAAGCAGCUUAGAUAUGAUAGAUGGUUGCAUUAGAUUUGAACUUGGUUUUGGCAGGAAGCAUUAGAACUUUGAGUAACUAAAGGAGUAGGGCCAGAUUAUUGCAAUCGUAUUUUUUCCUACUAAGACAGUAAAUAUUUGGGGCUUUGCAGGCCAUGUGUCUGUCUGAAAUACUCGGUUCUGCCGUUGUGAGAAAGCAUCCAUAGACAAUUUUGCUAACAAAUAGCAUGCUGUGUUGAUACGACUUUAAUUUUCACAUGUCAUGAAGUGUUUUUUUUUCAAGCACUGAAAAUGUAAAAAAUAAGCUUGUGGGCUGUACAAAAAGAGGCUGGGGUUAGGUUUGGCCUGCUUCUAGGCUCAGUUCACCCCUCCUGCCUUGGCAGUGAAGGACUACUACUCACUGCCUGUGUUACAAAGUGUGCCCCUCCCACUCUUAAGACGUUAUACUUCAUUAUUCUAGUAACAAUUGGAGAAAAGAUGUGUGGUGUGGGUUUCCUUUUCCUCUCUGAUGCUACUAUAUACAUACUAUGAUAAAAGGUAUAGAUUGAGCAUUCGUUCAAGCCCAAUUCUUUCAUGUAAGAUUACUUGACACUUUUACAUUGAAAACUCAGAAUGUUCUUUUUAAAAGUACAGAAAUUUAAGGAAAAUCUGAAAUCUGUGUAGUGACCUUUGACAGGUUGUGCUGUGCAGUGUUCUUUUUUUGGUGUUACUGAAAGGAUGUGGACCUCCACCUAUGUCAGUACAUUUCUUUGGUAGCAGUAUUAUUAUAUGUAUUAGAUAACCAUAAUUUAAUCAUCCUGUCCACUUAAAAUGAUGGCCAGUUUUAGAAAUUCUGAAAUAUAUAUAUACAUCUUUAGCCAUAUUUUGAUUGUGCAACUUUGAAGUAUUUUGUUUAGAUUCCCACAAGUGGAAUUAUUGGGUGAAAGGGUUAUGUGCAUUUUAAGUUUUGAUAGGUACUAAUCAGUUGCUCUUCAAAAGGCUGUACCAAUUUACAUGCAUAGGUCCUUACCUGAAUGUCAUUUUUUAUGUAUAAUAUCCCAUUAUAUGAACAUAUUGCUAAUUAACCAUUACUGCCAUAGGCCUGGGCAUAUUAUUUGUAUCUCACCACUGUAGUUGCCAUAUCUUGGUAUGUAAGUCUUUGUCCCCAUUGCUGGAGACUAGAUUCCUGGUGAACUCAUCCAGGGCUGUUUAUAUUUGAGGUUCCUGAUACACAUUGAUAGCCAAUACUUUUAUCAGUAUUCUUUUUAUCUAAGGAAUUUCAGUAUAUUUGAGAAAAGCAGGAAGACUUACAGUACUUAAUGUCUGUCACUGGUGGAUAAUAACCAGGAAAUGUGAUAACCGGAGAGUAAUAUUCCACACAGUGGAAAGGAUAAUGAGUUGAAAUCACAUGAAAGUAGGGGAAUUUAAAACUAGUUUCUGGCAAAAAGACGUGGAGCCUUUGAGUAAAUUUAAGUCUUUGCUUUAAUGCAGUGCUAACAGAUAGAUCUUGGAGGCCUUUGCAUCUUACUACCAGAAUUUAGCCAAUGGCACCAGUCAGGAAGGUGUUAAAAAAUACAGCACCAGGGAUGAGAUCACUCUCUAACAUGUUUGCUCUACAGCCCUGUUGCUAAGUAUUUGGCAGGGGAUCACAUUUAAGAAAAAUUUUUUGCUUUGAAGAUGGUACAUAAAAGUCUG
Molecule: messenger RNA, 6801 nt
Organism: Manis pentadactyla (Chinese pangolin)
Lineage: Eukaryota; Metazoa; Chordata; Mammalia; Pholidota; Manidae
Gene: UBE2N
Product: ubiquitin conjugating enzyme E2 N
Exons: 4
Coding region: 275-733 (152 amino acids)
Source: RefSeq, a predicted model, not a curated record